This is a messenger RNA of Lucilia cuprina (Australian sheep blowfly), 1725 nucleotides long. Its product is annotated as transcription factor grauzone-like. Gene Ontology annotation, cellular component: nucleus; chromosome. Gene Ontology annotation, molecular function: chromatin insulator sequence binding; zinc ion binding. The transcript has 4 exons. The record is from RefSeq and is a predicted model, not a curated record. Lineage: Eukaryota; Metazoa; Arthropoda; Insecta; Diptera; Calliphoridae. Bases 32 to 1630 code for a protein of 532 amino acids. Gene Ontology annotation, biological process: regulation of transcription by RNA polymerase II.
GUUUACAUAUCACUGAAUGUAAACAAAUACAAUGGAUUCCUGUUUGUUGUGUUUGGAAUUAAAUAAAAAUUUAGAGGAUUGCAUAAAAACAAACUCCACUCAAUGGCAAGAGCUCAAUGUAACAAAAGUCCUAGAAAAACACUUUUGGCCAAUGAACUUAGAUUCCUGCUGUUGGAUGUGUUUAUCUUGCUGGAAGCAACUGGAGGCUUUUAACAUAUUCUACACACGCAUAAAAGAUGCUCAUGUUAAUUUUGGCAAAAUUAAAAUUGAAGAAAAUCAAUUGCUAGCCAAAGAUGAAGGUGGCAGUAAUGAAAACCUUUUGUAUUCUUGUCUAGAGCAGGAAAUGCUAAUUGAUCAAAAUGCUGUUGAAGCCUUAAUGGAUAAGAAAACUUGCGAACAGUUUAAAAAUUAUGAUGGAGAUCCUUUAGUGAAUACUAAAAGUAGGCAAACAUCGAAAACUACAAGAAAAUCAAUUUCAAAAGGCUUAAAUGCAAAUGAAAUUAAAACCGAACCAAAUGAUUCUUUCAAUGAAGACACUACCGAUAGUGUAUAUGAUGAUAAUGAUGAAGCUAACGAUUACGAACCAAGUAAAAAUUUAUCCGAUAACAUUAAAGAUAAUAAAAAUCAUACGAGACGCAAGGAUAAUGAUAAAUUUAUAGCCGAACAUUUUAAACAAAUGUUCUGUGAUCUUUGUGAUUCUUUUGCAUUUGAUAGCUUUACCGUCAUGCAGAAACACUUCGAAAUAGUUCAUGAACAAAAAGGUUAUCUUGUCUGUUGCAAUAAGAAAUUCUUUGAAAGAUCUCGUUUAGUAGAACAUUUACAUAUUCACUUAAAUCCUGAUCACUUUAAGUGUCCACACUGUAGCAAAGUUCUAUCCAAUAGGGAAAAUUUGCAAAAACAUAUACUAGGUUUACAUCGGCCAAAUGGUGUGGUUCUCAAACAUGUUUGUGAGACGUGUGGUAAGUCUUUUGUUAAAGCUUCCUUAUUGGCCAAACAUAAAAUGAAACAUUUGCCCGAAGAGGAAAAGAAGUUUGCCUGCACACAAUGUGGUAAAUUUUAUGCCAGUUCUUAUCUCUUAAAUCAACACAUACAAGUUGUACAUUUAAAAAAAUUCGUCAAAAUCUGUUAUAUUUGCGGUAAAUCUAUAAGUACUAGUACCGAGUAUAAACUGCAUAUGGACAAACAUGAAGGCGUACCGCAACCGAUUAUAAAUUGUGAUAUCUGUGGCUUACGUUUGACCAGCGAAAGAGGUUUAAAACGCCAUAAAGAAAGCCAACAUCCAGUGGGUGGCAAACAAGAUCAUCCGUGUCCCGUUUGUCAUAAAAUAUCACCCACCCAGAGAGCUUUACGCAAACAUAUUAAUACUAUGCAUGAAAAAGGUUACGAUCAUAAAUGUACUAUUUGCGAAAAAGCCUUUAAGAGGACAGAAAAUUUAAGAGAACAUAUGGCUUCACAUACCGGCACAACUCUAUAUACAUGUUCUUGGUGUCCGAAGACAUUUAAUUCGAAUGGUAAUAUGCAUGCUCAUCGCAAAAAAAUGCAUCCCAAGGAAUGGGAAGAAGCAAAACUUCAAAAGUAUUCAGGAAAUUUGCCAACAGUUAAAGGAGUAAAUUUAUGUGAUAAUUCCUAGAGGAAUUUUAUUAUAAAAAUGAAUUUUUCACAAUGUUUUGUAAUGUGAUUCAAAUCGAGUGAAAUAUAUGAUGAGAGAAUCGAAUGAACACAAUC